Molecule: messenger RNA, 753 nt
Organism: Ostreococcus lucimarinus CCE9901
Lineage: Eukaryota; Viridiplantae; Chlorophyta; Mamiellophyceae; Mamiellales; Bathycoccaceae
Exons: 1
Coding region: 1-753 (250 amino acids)
Biological process (GO): pentose-phosphate shunt, non-oxidative branch
Molecular function (GO): ribose-5-phosphate isomerase activity
Source: RefSeq, a predicted model, not a curated record
AUGGCGCUGAGCCAAGACGAACUGAAGAAACUCGUCGGAUACAAGUCCGUGGACGACCACGUGACGAGCGGUAUGGUCGUCGGCCUCGGUACGGGAUCCACGGCGUACUACGCGGUCGAACGCGUCGGACAAAAGCUGGCGAGCGGGGAGCUCAAGGAUGUGAUUUGCAUCCCGACGAGCGAGCGCACGCGCGAGCAAGCCGAGUCGCUGAACAUUCCGUUGUGCACGCUGAAUGAAAAGAGCGAAUUGGACGUCGCGAUCGAUGGUGCGGAUGAGGUUGAUCCGGCGUUGGCGCUCGUGAAGGGCGGCGGUGGUGCGCUGCUGCGAGAAAAGAUGGUUGAGGUCAUGGCGAAGAAGUUUGUCGUCAUCGUGGACGAGUCCAAGCUUUGCAAGGGUCUCGGACCGGGUUUCCCUUUGCCGGUGGAAAUCACGCCGUUUUGCCACAUGCACACGCUGCGAACGAUCGGUAAGCUUCCGGCGUUGGCUGGGUGCGAACCGAUCUUGCGCAUGGGGUCGUCGUCGAACAAUAAGAACGACGGCGAUAACAUCGCGGUGACGGAUAACGGCAACUACAUCGUGGAUUUGCACUUCAAGACGCCGCUCGCGGACCCGGUGGCUGCGGCGAACCAGUUGAAGAACACCGUCGGCGUUGUCGAUCACGGUUUGUUCGUUGGCAUGGCGUACCAAGUCAUCGUCGCCGGAAGCGACGGUAUCCGCGUGGCGGGUACCGACGGCGAAAAGGCGUGGUGGUAG